This is a messenger RNA of Aphidius gifuensis, 2132 nucleotides long. RefSeq names its product U4/U6 small nuclear ribonucleoprotein Prp3 (gene Prp3). The coding region runs from base 134 to 2065 and encodes 643 amino acids. The record is from RefSeq and is a predicted model, not a curated record. Gene Ontology annotation, cellular component: U4/U6 x U5 tri-snRNP complex. The transcript is spliced from 3 exons. Gene Ontology annotation, biological process: mRNA splicing, via spliceosome. NCBI's taxonomy places the organism in Eukaryota, Metazoa, Arthropoda, Insecta, Hymenoptera, Braconidae.
UUUAAAAUUCGUGAAUCGUGAAUCGUGAUUCGUGAAGUGUCUGUGGUUAUGUUGAUGAUUUUAACAAAUUUCAACGAGUGGAAACGCAUCAAAACGUAUUGACAUUGACAAACAAUCCAGAUUAUUGUGAAAAAUGUCGUAUUUAUCGAAAAGAGAAGUUGAUGAUAUAACUCCAGAAAUUGAAGAUGUUGUUAAUAGAUAUCUUGGUUUUACUGAAAUGGAUGUUGUAACAACAUGUGUCAAGUGUAUAUCAAAAGGAUGUGAUAAACGAAAAACUGCAGAUGAACUAUCAAAUCUUCUUGACGAACAAAAAGCCAUAAAAUUAACUGAUAAAUUAUUUAAAGUACUUGAUGCUUUAAAGUCUUCUCAAAGAAGUAAAAAACGUCAUCAUAGUGAUGAUAGAAAUAAAGAAAAAGAUUCGAAAAAAGUAAAAGUUGAUAAUGAUACUAUUAGUAAUAACGAUAAUAUUGAAUCUAAAGAAAAGAUAAAUGAAAUAAUGAAAAUAGCACAGCGUACACUUACUGAAAGGCGAAUGGCAAUAAAAGCAACAACAAAGCAGGAAGACUUGGCAACAGCACACUCAGUAUCUCAAGCACGUAAUAAUGUGCAAGCUGAUAGAUUAUCAACGUAUAAUCAUGGCUUAUUGAGUAUAAGUGAUAAAGCACGUCAACUAGCUGUAUUACAAGCACAAAUACAAAAUAAAGUAAAUUCAGGUUUACUCAAUAAGUUACCAUUGAUGUCUACAACAUCAAGAUCAACAACAACACCAGUAGAUAAACCAACACCAUUGAUACUUGAUGAAUCAGGACGUACUGUUGAUAUAACUGGUAAAGAAGUACAAUUAACACAAGUUGUACCAACAUUAAAAGCAAAUAUACGAGCAAAAAAACGUGAAGAAUUUCGUGCACAAUUACAAGAAUCAAAAGGCCCAGAAGAAAUUGAAGAUACACAUUUUUUUGACAAUCGUAUUGGUGUUAAAUCAGCAGUACGUACUAAACGUGCAUUUAAAUUUCAUGAACCAGGUAAAUUUCAACAAAUUGCUGAAAAAUUACGUUUAAAAGUACAAUUAGAAAAUUUACAAAAUGAAAUUAGUCAAAUUGCUAGAAAAACAGGUAUAAGUUCAGCAACAAAAUUAGCAUUAAUUGCACCUAAAAAUGAAGGUUUAAAUGAAGAUGUACCAAAUAUUGAAUGGUGGGAUUCAGUUAUACUUGUUAAUAGUUAUCCAACAAAUUGUGAUGAUGAAGUACAAAUUAAAAUAUCAACAAUAACAAAUUUAGUUGAACAUCCAACACAAAUGCGUUCACCAACUGAUCCACUAAAACCAGUAUAUAUGCAAAUGUUCUUAACAAAACAAGAAAGAAAAAAAUUACGUCGACAAAAUCGUCGUGAAACAUGGAAAGAAGAACAAGAAAAAAUACGUUUAGGAUUAGAAGCACCACCAGAACCAAAAUUACGUAUAUCAAAUUUAAUGAGAGUUUUGGGUACGGAAGCUGUUCAAGAUCCAACUAAAAUUGAAGCACAUGUUAGACAACAAAUAGCUAAAAGAUUGAAAGUUCAUGAAGAUGCAAAUGCUGCUCGUAGAUUAACAGCUGAUCAAAAACGAGAUAAAAAAGCAAGAAAAUUAAAAGAAGACACAUCAUUAGGUGUUCAUGUUUCUGUUUAUAGAGUACGAGAUUUAGUUAACAAUGCAUCAAAAAAAUUUAAAGUUGAAACUAAUGCUAAACAAUAUUAUUUAACUGGUUGUGUUAUGCUGUUUCGUGAUUGCAAUGUAAUUGUUGUUGAAGGAGGUCCAAAACAAUUGAGAAAAUAUAAUAAACUUAUGAUGCAUCGUAUUAAAUGGGAAGAAGAUAUUAUCAAGGACACUGAUGGUAUUGAUGUGCCAAAUAAAUGUGUGUUAGUAUGGGAAGGAACAAGUAAACAGCGUCAUUUUAAUGAUUUUAAAAUGAAACUUUGUCCAAUUGAAAAAAUGGCUAGGGAACAUUUUAAAAAACAUCAAGUUGAACAUUACUGGGAUCUUGCAUACAAUGGAGCGGUUUUAGGUAACUCAGAUGACACUACAACUUAAAAAAAAAAGAAAACAAAUUUUAAAAAGUUACAAAUGUAGGUAAAUAUUUAAAAAAAAAAUAUGUAUU